Punica granatum (pomegranate) is the source of this 1964-nucleotide messenger RNA. The record is from RefSeq and is a predicted model, not a curated record. Lineage: Eukaryota; Viridiplantae; Streptophyta; Magnoliopsida; Myrtales; Lythraceae.
AUGGUACAAGAAAAGCCUUAUCGGGACAUACUCUGCAACUGGGAGAAUCGAUUGUCAAUGAUGACUGUUUUGUCAGCGAACAGGGAUAAUUCAGCUCCUCAAGGGUCCAAGGUCGAGUUGACCCGGAAAAGGAUUUUAGUACUCAAUUAUCUGGGAGGGGGAGAGAUUUGGGCUCAGCCAGCGACAAGUACCAGAGCUUCCUAUGCUUUUAUGCUAGACACUGGAAACUUUGUCCUAGCGAACGAAGCAGGCUCCAACUUGUGGGAGUCCUUCGGUGAACCUACUGAUACCAUCGUGCCUUCUCAGGUAUUAAAUCAAGGGACUGAAGUCAUCUCCCGGUAUUCCGCCAUGAACUACUCGCGCGGGAGAUUCCGGCUCCUCUUGCAGCUUGAUGGGAAUCUCUCAAGGAAUGGUUCUUUGGCCUACAACAUAACGUCUGGCACGUUCUCGAGCAUGGAUUUAUACCAGAGAGCGGUCCUCGAGUAUGAUGGAGUGUUCAGGUACAGCGGAAACAGAUUUGUUCACAUUGCAGGACAUGCCAAACGCCAACUGGGGCUAUCCAAUUACAAGCGUUAUGAAAAACAGGAUGAGAACUUCUGCAGGCAGGUUUGUUUGAGUGAUUGCUUAUGCAAUGUUGCGAUAUUUAAAGAGGGCAACUGCUGGAAGAAGAGGAUGCCUUUCUCCAAUGGAGUGGUAGAUCCCACUGUUAGAGGAAAAGCCCUCAUCAAGGUGAAGAUCAAUAACUCUACUCCAAAAAUUGGUUGCCCAAAGAAGAAAGGUAACGGGCCAUUGGUUAUCAUCGGAUCAGCCAUUCUUAGCAGCUCUGCAGUAUUUAACCUGAUCCUACUUCUCUUAACUUCUCUGAUUUGGUUUCGAUACUUUCACGGGAAAAAUGCUAGAACUUUUCAACUGUACCCGGUAAAGCGGUUCUCUAGAAUGCAGAGCUUUACGCACAAGGAUCUCACAGAAGCCACUGGUGGGUUCAAUGAGGAGAUGGGCUGGGGAGCUUAUGGGUCGGUAUAUAAGGGAGUUCUCGCAUCUAAUGAUAGAAGGGUCAUCACGGUAAAAGUGUUGGAAAAGAUAACUCCAAAUGGUGAUAGAGAGUUCAAGACCGAAGUGGACACAAUUGGAUGGACCAAUCAAAGGAACCUAGUUGAACUUAUUGGGUUCUGCAACGAUGGGAAAAACCACCUUUUGGUGUAUGAGUUCAUGCCUAAUGGUUCACUAGCUGACUUUAGGUUUGGAGGUUCGAGGCUGAGCUGGUUCAAGAGAAUCGAGAUUGCCUGCGGGGUCGCAAGGGGCCUCUUUUACCUCCAUGGGGAGUGCAGCAAGCAGAUCAUCCAUUGUGACAUAAAGCCACAGAAUAUCCUCCUUGAUGAGUCUCUCACGGCAAAGAUUUCCGAUUUUGGGUUAGCGAAGCUUUUCAAGAAUGACCAAACACAAACUGUGACUGCGGUCAGGGGAACAAAAGGAUACCUAGCUCCAGAAUGGUUCAGAAACAUGCCGAUUUCUGUGAAAGUGGAUGUUUACAGCUUUGGGAUUGUGCUGUUGGAGCUGAUUUGCUGCAGGAAAAAUUGCGAGUUUGAAUUGAAUGACGAGGCUCAGAUGAUACUCUCUGACUGGGUUUACAAUUGCUACCAUGAAGAUAAGCUCGACUUAAUUGUAGAGGGAGAUGAGGAGACGCUUGGAGACAUGAGUAGAGUGCGAAGAUUCGUGAUGAUAGCAAUGUGGUGUAUCCAGGAAGAACCAUCUAUGAGGCCGUCUAUGAAGAAAGUCACUCAAAUGCUCGAAGGGGUGGUUGAGGUCUCCAUUCCGCCGGGACCAUUCUCAUUUAUCAGUUCAAUCCUAACAUCAUAUCUUGAUAUCUGUAAUAUGAUGCAUGCGAUUGAAGUAAAGGCUGUGUCCUGGAGAAUGUCAUGUUUGUUUUCAUGUCAUUCAAAUGGCGAGUAAUCAAGUUGUCUUGG